AGGAAAAUGGGUGAAAACGUUAAAGUUAUUGUACGAUGUCGACCCAUGAAUCAAAAGGAAAUAGCCAAAAAGUGUGAUAACAUUGUUGAAACUGGUGAUUACGUUGUUUCUGUGCUAAAUCCCUUGGCUCGAAAUGCACCGAGAAAAUUGUUUAGAUUUGAUAGCGUUUACGAUGGCAUCUCAAAGACCGAGACGAUCUACAAUGAUAUGUGUUAUUCCUUGGUGGAGAGCACACUGGAGGGAUAUAAUGGGACAAUAUUUGCCUAUGGUCAGACAGGCUGCGGCAAAACGCACACAAUGCAGGGCGAUGGUUCUUUUGCAGAUGCAUCUAACAAUAACAAGGGCAUUAUUCAGAGGUGCUUUGACCAUAUAUUUGAGACAAUCUCGAUAGCCAGCAGUGUCAGGUACUUGGCCUUGGUGAGCUACUUGGAAAUUUACAAUGAGAAUAUAAGAGACCUCUUGAAUAUAUCUGAGUCCAUAACAAACCAUCAACUAAAGGAUGUACCUGGUGUUGGAGUCACAGUUCCAUCGUUAACUACCCAACCAGUUAUAAAUGCCCAGGAAUGCUAUAGCUGGUUGAAUUUGGGAAAUACGAAUCGUAUCACAGCAGCCACGUUAAUGAAUGAAAAAAGCUCACGAUCGCAUACAAUAUUUACAAUAAGCUUGGAACAAAUUCAAGGCGGGUCGGGAUCUGGAUCAGGAACACCUUCGGAUUUGAAUAAUACAGCAUCGGUGCCAUUAAUAGGCGGCAUACGUAGGGGCAAAUUGAACCUGGUCGACUUGGCUGGCUCCGAAAGACAGUCCAAAACUGGAACUUUUGGUGAAAGACUUAAAGAAGCCGCAAAGAUCAACUUAUCACUAUCAGCUUUGGGUAAUGUUAUAUCAGCUCUGGUUGAUGGUAAAACAAAACAUGUGCCUUACAGGGACUCAAAGCUAACGCGAUUGCUUCAGGAUUCCUUAGGAGGCAAUACAAAAACAAUCAUGAUAUCGUGCAUCUCACCAGCUGAUAUUAACUACGAUGAAACAUUGUCUACAUUACGAUAUGCGAGUCGAGCCAAAAAUAUAUCAAAUAUACCAAAAAUCAAUGAAGACCCAAAGGAUGCCCAGCUGCGUCAAUAUCAGGAUGAAAUACUUAUGUUGCGAAAAAUGCUGGAUGAGAGUCAUCAAAACGAGAGUGUUAUUCUGCACAAAUUUACUGAAGACAAUGAUAAGCAACGGAAAUUAUGGCUGGAGGAGGAAAAAGCCAAGAUGAGACAACGGAUGAUAAAAGAAAUUAACAAUAAAGAGACACAAGGAGACAAAAAGACGGAUCAUAAAGACAGUAUUUAUAUUAAAGCUUCGAACGAGUCAAGAUCUGAUCAGGAUAAUAUUCAAUUAAACGCUCGUAAACGUAUUGAUCUAAUAAAACAAACUCUGAUCGGUGGGGAAAGAGCUAACGACUUGCAAUUGAGGGAACGUCAUAGACUCCGAAAAUUGGAAGCCCAACAACAUUUGAGUGCGAUUGCCCGAGCAUUAAGUCGAGUUGAAAGUGAGGAUCGUGAUCUAUUACAGGAUCAUUAUGCCAAUAUACAGCAGGAGAUAGGCAUCAAAAAUGAACGAAUUAAGAUGUUUAAUCAAAAGGUGAAGAUGCUCGAAAGAGAGAUUGAUGAUCUGAACUCGGAAUUUCAAUUAGAUCGAGACGAUUAUCUAGAUGAAAUUCGACAGCUUGGACGACAUUUAAAGUUCUAUCAACUGCUCCUAAGCAAAGCGCGUCCAAUACUUCGUAAAAAUGGUAGAAAUUGGAAUCCAGAAGAAAUUUUGGAGAACUCUUUUUGGAAUGACGACUCAAAGACAUGGAAAUUACCGAGCGCAAUAGAAAACACUGUGAAAUUACCUCCCGCCAAUCUAAGAUCGGCUUUUCAAAAAACACUUAGCAUUGAGAACAAAGACUCGGAAGAUAAAGAGAUAAGUUCAACAGACACGGAUGAUAAUGAUCUGAAUCGUAAUGAAUCGCCUGAAAUGUAUAAAGUCAAUAUACUUAAGAAUUACUUUCGCCCAAAUCGCAAGAACAGCGAUCAAAAGAAGAGAUCCCAAGUUUAUAUUCGUGAUUUUAUGUUACGUAAAAAUACUCCGUUGACCAUUAAUGAGUUACAACCGACGACGCUUAAUAGAAAUGCAACAAUUAACUAUGAUUUUGGAAGAGUUGAGAAUCCAUUGGACAAAUCUUGGAUUAAUGCUACACCUAAAGAAAUACAUAAUUCGAGUCGCAACAAUGGUACUUUAAAGUUGAGCACAAUUAAUGGUUUAUAAUAAAUGAUAAAAACAGACUUUCAGAUA
This is a messenger RNA of Drosophila innubila, 2316 nucleotides long. RefSeq names its product osmotic avoidance abnormal protein 3 (gene Kif3C). The coding region runs from base 7 to 2289 and encodes 760 amino acids. Gene Ontology annotation, biological process: microtubule-based movement. The record is from RefSeq and is a predicted model, not a curated record. The transcript is spliced from 7 exons. NCBI's taxonomy places the organism in Eukaryota, Metazoa, Arthropoda, Insecta, Diptera, Drosophilidae. Gene Ontology annotation, molecular function: ATP binding; microtubule binding; microtubule motor activity.